Cercocebus atys (sooty mangabey) is the source of this 4657-nucleotide messenger RNA. RefSeq names its product zinc finger protein 185 (LIM domain) (gene ZNF185). The record is from RefSeq and is a predicted model, not a curated record. Lineage: Eukaryota; Metazoa; Chordata; Mammalia; Primates; Cercopithecidae. The transcript has 23 exons. The coding region runs from base 504 to 2483 and encodes 659 amino acids.
AGAAUCAGGGAAUCUCAUAUCCCUCCGUCCCCCUGUGUCCAUUUUAUAGAUGAGGAAACUGAGACCCAGAGGCUGGCUCGCCCAGAGGAUCCCCUCGAUCGCCCUGGGGCCUGUGAUGGGCAUGUGCUGGGUACAGGGCAAUCUUGGGGAGGGCCAUGCGGAUGGUGGCUGCUCACACUCAGACAGAAGGCGCCGAAUCAGAUGUCACUGGGUGUUAUCGACUGGAUCGGCAGUGCACCAGCUCUGUGACUGGAUUGUUUUGAUGGGGGCAGGGGGAGCCAAGAGUCUGUCCUCUUUGGAAAGGCAGAGGGAUACCUCGCCUUACAAAAAGGCUGAAAGCUCAGGUGCUCCUGCCUGAUCUGCCACUUCUGAGCUGGGGACACCUGGGUACUCUAUCGGUUUAAGGGGGUGACACGUCAAGCUACCUCCCACCCAGGGCUGCUGGGGACUCAGAUAAGAAGCCCUGCUGAAUCAACUGAGAAGAGACCUGCGGAGCAAUCACCAUGAGUAUCUCAGCUCUUGGAGGCAGCACCAAAGGGAAGCCUCUGCCAUCAGGUGAGGAGGAGCGCAAUAACGUCCUCAAGCAGAUGAAAGUGCGAACCACGCUGAAGGGGGACAAGAGCUGGAUCACCAAGCAGGAUGAAUCGGAGGGUCGCACCAUAGAGCUGCCCUCAGGUCGGAGUCGUGCCACAUCCUUUUCAUCAGCUGGGGAGGUUCCGAAGCCCAGGCCUCCGAGCACAAGGGCUCCGACUGGCUACAUCAUCCGGGGAGUGUUCACCAAGCCCAUAGACAGCUCUUCCCAGCCCCAGCAGCAGUUCCCCAAGGCCAACGGGACUCCAAAAAGUGCUGCCAGUCUGGUGAGAACAGCUAACACUGGUCCUCCCCGCCCCUCCUCCUCUGGCUACAAGAUGACCACUGAGGAUUACAAGAAGCUGGCACCCUACAAUGUCAGGCGCAGCUCUACAUCAGGGGACACCGAGGAGGAGGAGGAGGUGCCUUUCUCCUCAGAUGAACAGAAGCGGAGGUCAGAGGCUGCAAGCAGUGUUCUGAGGAGAACAGCUCCCCGGGAGCACUCCUACGUCCUGUCGGCAGUCAAGAAGAGCACUGGCAGUCCUACCCAGGAGACACAGGCGCCGUUUAUUGCGAAGAGGGUGGAGGUGGUGGAAGAGGACGGGCCUUCUGAGAAGAGCCAGGACCCAUCUGCUCUGGCAAGAUCCACUCCCGGCCCAAACAGGUCUUCCCCAGGCCACAAAGACAAGGAGGCCCCCUGCUCCAGAGAGCUCCAGAGGGACUUGGCUGGCGAGGAGACUUUCAGGGGCCCCAACACAGACGCUGCAAGGUCAAGUGAACAGUUGAGUGAUGGCAACGUGGGAUCCGGAGCCACGGGCUCCUGGCCUGAAGGCUUGGCUGCAGUAGACAUCGGCUCUGAGAGAGGAAGCUCCAGUGCCACUUCAGUCUCUGAUGUCCCUGCUGAUAGGAAGAGCGACAGCACAGCAGCCCGGGAGGAUGCAAAGGCAGACCCAAAGAGGGCCUUGGCGGAUUAUGAGGGGAAGAAUGUGGCCACCAAGGUCAGAGAGGCCUGGCAGGAGAGGCCUGGAGCCCCAGGAGGUGCCCAAGGAGACCCAGCUGUACCCACUCAGCAACCUGCAGAUCCCAGCACCCCAGAGCGGCAGAACAGCCCCAGCGGAUCUGAGCAACUUGUCAGACGAGAGAGCUGUGGCAGCAGCAUGUUGGCUGAUUCUGAGGGGAAGAAUGUGGCCACCAAGGUCGGAGAGGCCUGGCAGGACAGGCCUGGAGCCCCAAGAGGUGACCAAGGAGACCCAGCUGUACCCACUCAGCAACCUGCAGAUCCCAGCACCCCAGAGCAGCAGAACAGCACCAGUGGAUCUGAGCAGUUUGUUGGACGAGAGAGCUGUGGCAGCAGGGUGAGGAGCCCCUCGAGCUGCAUGGUCACCGUUACUGUCACUGCCACUUCUGAGCAGCCUCACAUUUAUAUUCCAGCCCCCACAAGUGAAUUGGACUCCAGCUCUACCACCAAAGGGAUUCUCUUCGUGAAGGAGUACGUGAAUGCUAGUGAAGUGUCUUCUGGGAAGCCAGCAUCUGCACGCUAUAGCAGUGUCAGCAGCAUUGAGGACUCAUUCGCCAUGGAGAAGAAGCCUCCAUGCGGCAGCACUCCAUACUCUGAGAGGACAACUGGAGGGAUCUGUACUUACUGCAACCAUGAGAUCCGAGACUGUCCAAAGAUUACCCUAGAACAUCUUGGCAUCUGCUGCCAUGAAUAUUGCUUUAAGAAUGUUAGGCAGUCUUCUCUCCUCCCCAGAGGGCCUGAACUUUGCUUGCUCCUGGCUAAUGUGGGAUUUGCAGUAAACCGAUGGGCGAUCUCCUGGAUCAGAUCUUCAUUCACCGUGACACCAUUCACUGUGGGAAAUGCUAUGAGAAGCUCUUCUAGCCCCCCCCCGAUCCCUGGGCUGAUCAGAAGCUGAUGACUCUGGACAAGUUUGGCUGUCCCCAGUUUUGCCCCAAGUUGCUGUCUCCCCUUCCCUCACCUCCUCCCACCCUGUUUGAUUUCUUCAUGCUUUUGCCCUUCUUAAGUUGAAGUUGCAUACAUCCAAUAUCGUAUCUUAAUGAUGCUAUGGUAAUUGCUUGUGUGUAUAGCUUCUCAUAGCUUAGAAAGCACUUUACAUCCAUGAUCUCAUUUCAGGCUCAACCAAACAGGAUCAAACAAGAAUUCCAUCUUGGCUUCCCUAAGACAGAUUAGCUUUCUAAUGAGUUUAGGUGGGUGGAAGUGUAGGGUUCAGUGUGUCCUGACUCCCUUCAGGCUUAUGAUGGGCCAAGUUGAAGACUGUUGAUGAUCCCUGAUGGGUAAAUUGCAGACUUUGAAUGCUAGGGAUUGGUAUAGGCUAGUGUUUAGCUUGUCUAUUUGCCAUAUCUAUUUUUUUUAAAAUUUCCAUACACUUGUAAAAGUAGUUAGUUGCUUUUGAUUGACUUAUAUAGCAGUUUUUCAUUUUGUCUUCCACCUACCUUUCACUAUAUUUGAGUGUUCCCUUACAGGUAUGUUGGCAUGUGUUGGAAAAUUUACACAAUUAGGUUUAAAUUCAGUAGGAUAUGAUUUUAGGAUGCUACUGAUCAAAGUGAUAUCUGUGUCUGUUGGAAUCUUGAUAGUUGAUUAAUUUGCCCUCAAUUCUGCUCCCUGAACUUUACACAUAAAUCUUCCCAAGUGGGUGUUAGGGUGUGUAGAUCCCAGCAGGAUUAAGGAGGGGGAAAAGCAACUAACAUUUCUUGAGCCUGUACCGCAUACCAGGCACUGUCACAAAGUGAUGGCAUUAAUCCCCAUGAUAAUCCUGUGAAGGCGAUAUUCUCAUCCCAUCUUAGAGAUGAGGAUAUUGGAACUCGGAGAGGUGGCCAUUGCAUUGUGCAGAACUCUACAGAGCCUGUGCUCUUCCCAGAGCAGCAGCCACAAAAGCAAGCAUUGAUUUUGUGCUCAGUGUGUGCCAAGCACUGUGCAGAGGGUACAUAGUUCCUGCCAGGUUAACACCCUCCCUUCAGGCCUCCUGAAGACAUAGGCUUGCAAAGAGCAGAAGGUGUGAAAUCAUACUCUUCCUCUGGGCAUCCUGGAUCCCUGAAUUAUCCCCACCUCUCAAGAAGUACUUCAAGGGUCAAGCUGCCCCUUUCCCUCCCCUCCACCCAUGAAAAUGCCUCCAAACUGAGAUGCUUUCAGCUGAGAACAGAUUUGACUCAUAGACAUUACCAAAGAGGAGCUUGUGAAUCCAGGAAAAGCUCCAGGGGGCUAGCUUAUCUGAGCAGAGAGCUUUCAGUGACCCAUUUUCCUGUCUAGACUCUGCCUCAAGCUAGUGGCAACUGCUGGGGCCCCAGGUACUUGGGACAUGGAAACUCGUUGGAUGGCUGGGCAGAUGCAAGCCUGUUCAUGCAGUCAGCCAACCCUCUGCUCAGGUUCAGCUGGACUCUACCAUCUGUGGGCCCAGCAUCACUCUGUAAGUUCCUUGAAAGGAAGAACAACCUUAGAGUAUUUCUGAUAUAAAAUGAGGGCCUGUUUUCUUGAUUUAAUUAUAAAAUGUCUACGUCUUUCUCCAGUUUCUAAGCCUUAUGCACAUUGGCUUGUGGACUUGUUCUUCCUGCCAAAUGAUCAGAGAGAAACAUUCCAUUUAUUUGUAUCAGAUUUCCUCUGGAGGGCGUGUACCCACACUAAAUAGCAACUGCUCUUCCUCAACUGUAGUCCCCAACAUCAGACUUGGCACGUGGUGGACACUAACACACAGUUACUAAAUGAAUGAGUGAAGGGAAGAAAAGUCACCCCGUCGGUGAGAGGUGCUAUCCCUGAGUCUCAGUGCAGGCCCAGUGGAUGAAAGGCAAGAUAAAGAGGCCCAAGAUAGGCUGGCUUCCCCCAUUCAAGGUAUAGUCUGCCUUUAAGGGAGUUUUAGAACCAACAUGCAAGAUAUGCAAAGAAAUCUUGCAAGAGCAUUAUUGACUUAGACCCAAAACAGCCUCUCUCAUGUCUAAAAAGGCACAGCAUUUUGCAAAUCUGAGGAAGAGGGAUGGUUACAUUACAUUUUUGCUUCUUUUUAAUUGCUUAGUGUUUCUAAUCAUACUUAAUCCGUAUUAAUGUGCACAAUUAUAAUAAAUGGUAAGAUAUUACAUG